Arabidopsis lyrata subsp. lyrata is the source of this 1620-nucleotide messenger RNA. RefSeq lists its product as uncharacterized. The coding region runs from base 146 to 1294 and encodes 382 amino acids. Lineage: Eukaryota; Viridiplantae; Streptophyta; Magnoliopsida; Brassicales; Brassicaceae. The record is from RefSeq and is a predicted model, not a curated record. The transcript is spliced from 5 exons.
AUCGUUUUUGUCACGUUCCGGUUUGUUUUGUGGCUGACGAUAAACACAACACAAAAGAGGAAUUAGGGUUUGUUUGUCACUAAGAGGAAGAGAAAGAAGAAGAAGAAAAUUUCGUACAAUUCCGCCAUUAAAGCUUCCACCUUUAAUGGCGACAACGACAAUUUCUUCCCUCUCUCUUUCUCUUCCUCAACUUCUUCGUAAACCCACAAAGCCUCUUCCUUUCCUCUUCCUUCUUCCUCGAUUCAAUCGGAGAUUUCGAAGUCUCACUAUCACUUCUUCUUCAAGCAACUUCAGUAGUAAUUGUGGCGAUGAUGGCUUCUCUCUCGACGAUUUCACUCUUCAUUCUGAUUCUCGAUCACCUAAAAAAUGUGUCCUUUCUGAUCUUAUUCAAGAGAUUGAACCAUUAGAUGUGAGUUUGAUUCAGAAGGAUGUUCGAGUGACUACUUUGGAUGCUAUGAAAAGAACAAUCUCAGGCAUGUUGGGGCUUCUUCCAUCUGAUAGGUUUCAGGUUCAUAUUGAAUCUCUUUGGGAACCUUUGUCUAAGCUUUUGGUAUCUUCAAUGAUGACUGGGUAUACAUUGAGGAAUGCUGAAUAUCGGCUUUUUCUUGAAAAAAAUCUUGAAAUGAGUGGUGAAGACUUGGAAAGCCGCACUUCGGAAAAUACUGAAUACGAUAUGGAAGGGACGUUUCCUGAUGAAGAUACUGUUUCAUCCAAAAGGGAUAGCAUAACUCAGAGCCUUUCUGAAACGAUUGAUGAAGAAGGUUUGGGCAGAGUAUCCUCUGAAGCUCAAGAAUAUAUCUUUCGUUUGCAGUCACAGUUGUCUUCUGUGAAAAAGGAAUUACAAGAAAUGAGGCGAAAGAACGCUGCUCUACAAAUGCAACAAUUUGUUGGCGAAGAGAAGAAUGAUUUGUUGGACUAUUUAAGAUCUUUGCAACCUGAGAAGGUAGCUGAGUUGUCGGAACCUGCGGCUCCUGAGGUUAAAGAGACAAUUCAUUCUGUUGUUCACGGUCUUUUGGCAACUCUAUCACCGAAGAUGCACUCCAAGUUUCCAGCAUCAGAAGUUCCACCUACUGAAACGGUGAAAGCAAAAAGUGAUGAAGAUUGUGCUGAACUUGUAGAGAACACCUCGUUGCAGUUUCAGCCUCUUAUCUCACUUACUCGAGACUACCUUGCUCGUCUUCUCUUUUGGUGCAUGCUAUUGGGACAUUACCUCAGAGGUUUGGAAUAUCGAAUGGAACUGAUGGAGGUCCUGUCUUUGACGUGUGAUGCCAAUGGGUCUGAGAACGUUGCUUGAAGCUAUCUUUACUUAUCCCAACGUUGUCUUACAUGCGUAUCACCGGCCUUGACAUUCUUAAACCAACAAAGUGGGCAACUGACUAGGAGAAAAGCCAGCUUUUGAGCUUUAGCUCUUGCACAUACAUGCAAAUUGGUGCUGGCCUGAAAAUUCAUGUGCGAGGUAAAGUGUAACAUAAGAAAUCACUUCUGCUAAAAUUAUUUUCCGUUGCAUUAUCAUGUGAUGGACCAGUAAAGCAAUAAAGCUAAGUGUAAUUGUAUUCAGGAAUAUACUCGUUUGGUAUAUAAAGCUAAGUAUAGUUUGUCAUACAAUUCUUGGCUCAGAAA